AUGAGUGAUAUUGAAUCAGACCGUGAAGCGGAAAGGGAAGAACCUAAGCCGUACUAUCAAUUUGGAAAACCCGAGAUGGAACGACGGGAACCAGUAAGAAAAAUUGACUUGAUUGGACUCCGUUUACCAAAUAAGCGCAGCGGAGACACAAUGGACACAGAUGAGUCCGAGGUGACAGACGUAGUUUACGAGGUAAACAAGAAAUCGCAAUUCCAUACAACUAGAGCAUUAUUUAUUGGAAAUUUGCGUCGUCCAAUUAAUGCUGGGAAUUUUCAACAAUUUUUGAGAGACAUUGCCAGCUCUAAUAAGGAAGUGAGAAUCAAUAUUGAUAGAGCUUGGUUGAACAGACUUAGAACACAUGCUAUUGUAUUGGUAAACCAUGAAGAAGGUGCCGAGUACAUGAGAUCAAAACUAUUAGGAUCAAUAUACCCUGGCGAAGAAGAAGAUUUGAGGUUGAAAGAAGAAUUUGAAAAUCAUGAAGUAGAAAGAUUUGAGAAUGAGAAGCGAAAUUGUGAAGAUUCGGAAGAGGCGAAAAAGAACCUUGUCGAGCCAAGAGAAUUCUUUACAGAGAGAUUACCCUUGUAUGUUGAGUAUAUCCCCGUGAAAGCAAUUAGUCAAUGGACUUUUGAGGAAGAUAAGGGUCCAAAAGAUGGUAUAUGGAAAUUGGAGUUUGAAAAUAGGGGAGAGGAUACGGUUGUUUCGCACACCUUGUUGAACGGCGACUUUAUUCCACCUUAUCGCCCUCCUCCUCCUCCUAGAUAUGGAGGUAGAAGAGACUACGGAUUUCUGCGUUAUAGAGGAGGACACGAUAGAUAUAUUCCAGGUUCCCGUCCAAGCCACCACUCGAAUAGGGGCAAUAACUACAGAAGCAUGGGUGAGAGAGACUCUUAUGUACCAGGACAGGCACCACCACGGUUCCAGGAGCCAAGAACAACAGAUAGUUAUGUUCCCAGUAGACGCAGGGAUAGAUCUAGGUCUCGUUCAAGGUCUCCCAGUAGAUCAGAUAGGUAUUAA
Messenger RNA from Lodderomyces oxycetoniae, 1014 nucleotides. RefSeq lists its product as uncharacterized. NCBI's taxonomy places the organism in Eukaryota, Fungi, Ascomycota, Pichiomycetes, Serinales, Debaryomycetaceae. The transcript has a single exon. Bases 1 to 1014 code for a protein of 337 amino acids. The record is from RefSeq and is a predicted model, not a curated record.